UACCUGUUUCCCGGUCCAUCGCUGUCCUCACCGUCUUCUCUUCCCAGCACCAGCAUCUUUAGUAUGCGCACCCAGCUCCGGGUGCCCACUGCACAUGCGCAAGAAGUGCUGAGCUUUGUGAAUGGUCCGGCGGUCUUCUGGGACCUGUCAUGUGUCCCGGAAGACAAGGAGGGAGGACAACUCUGCGGAAGUGGAAGUGGGUACCUGUCAUAUUUGGGUACCCGCUCCCCCUCCCCAGUCUCUACAGUCUCUGGUCAUCCCCGCUACUGUGUCCGCAGUCUCUGGUCAUCCCCUGUACUAUAUCUGCAGUCUCUGGUCAUCUCCUGUACUAUGUCCGCAGUCUCUGGUCAUCUCCUGUACUAUGUCCGCAGUCUCUGGUCAUCUCCUGUACUA
Staurois parvus is the source of this 393-nucleotide messenger RNA. NCBI's taxonomy places the organism in Eukaryota, Metazoa, Chordata, Amphibia, Anura, Ranidae. The record is from the annotation of a GenBank genome assembly.